AUUUUUCAGGUUUAAAUCUCUGCACUGUAAAGCAAAGCCUAAUCGAGCUUCACUUCUUCACAUUUUCCAUUAAUGGCGGCUCUUCUCUCUCUAUUCUCUCUAUUAUUCCACGUCUUCCUUCAGCUAUACCCAACUCAAGUGUCCGGUAGAAAUCUCAUCUUUGAAGAUGGCUACACCGUCAGCACAGUCCUUGAUGGCGACAAUGUCAAAGUCAACCCUCACUCGAUCCUCCCACAAUCGCCGUUUUCUAAUCAAUUUAUAGUCCUUGAUUCCGCCGCUAGCACUUUUUACACUGUAUCAAUCCCAACAACUUCCCAAGGAAGUCUGAUAAAGAGGCUUGCGGGAAAUGGCCAGUGUGGAUACGCAGAUGGCGAUGUGGGCUCAGCUAUGUUUAAUAAGCCAAAGAGUUUUGCUGUUGAUUACAGAGGAAAUGUGUAUGUUGCUGACCAGACUAACUUUGCCAUCAGGAAGAUUACGAAGUCAGGUGUGACGACAAUUGCUGGAGGUUAUUCUCAGAAAACAGGCCAUGCUGAUGGACCCGCACUCAAUGCUUCGUUCUCAGUUGAUUUUGAGCUUGUUUUUGUUCCGGAAAAAUGUGCUUUAAUGGUUUCUGAUCAUGGUCAUAGACUAAUCCGUCAAAUAAAUCUGAAGGCUGAGGAUUGUACGGCACAUUCUGGAUCCCGUCUUGGAGUGUCCUCUGCUUGGUUUCUAGGUGUUGGACUUUCAUGCUUAUUUGGCCUAAUUGCCGGAUUUAUUAUUCGACCUUAUGUUAUUCCCCAUAGAGGAUCCAAGCCUCAGCAUCGCCGCUGGACAUGGAAUCAAUGCCUAAUGAGUCGGGAGAGGCAAAUAGCAAUACUCUGCUCCGACAUCAGAAGCGUAAUUGUUAGCUCAACAGCAUAUUCACUUUGCACGAGGCUUCGGGGUUUAAGCCUCUCCUCUCUAGCUCUAAUAUUUAGGCUUAGGACUGUAGAAUCUCGAACUUCAUGGAAAAAACCAGUAUCUUUGAUGGAUUACGAUGUAUUAAAUAGCCAUCAGCUAGAUAAAGCACAGACCGUAGAUGACCAAUUAACGGACUUGAUUAGUUUUGAUGGAAGCCUGUCAGUGUCAGAAAACGCCAAUGAAUUCAUUGAGCAUGAAGCGAAGAGAGAAUCUGGUAAAAAUAGAAAGAUUGAUGGUAUGAUACAAGCAAAUAUUGAGAGUUUUGUGGAGAAAUCGGGGGGAGUUUCAUUGGAAAAGUCUUUGGAAAGCAACUUAGGCUUGGUUAAGAGAAGAUUCAAUACUGGCAAUGGCUUUUUCUAAGGCAUUUUCUGUUUUCACUGCUACUGGUUGUAAAUAUUUUGGUUAUGCUGUCAUCUACUAUUGAAACAUCCCAACUUUGACAAUCAUAUUUGAAGGAGCAUAUCAUUUUCCCCUUUGCUUAUU
Molecule: messenger RNA, 1422 nt
Organism: Olea europaea var. sylvestris
Lineage: Eukaryota; Viridiplantae; Streptophyta; Magnoliopsida; Lamiales; Oleaceae
Exons: 6
Coding region: 73-1299 (408 amino acids)
Source: RefSeq, a predicted model, not a curated record